Caenorhabditis elegans is the source of this 1476-nucleotide messenger RNA. Lineage: Eukaryota; Metazoa; Nematoda; Chromadorea; Rhabditida; Rhabditidae. The record is from the annotation of a RefSeq genome assembly.
AUGCCGGAAAUCCACCGAAGACGUCGAGCAGCCUGGGCUGCAUUCAAUGGAAUCAAGAACACCACCGACUCCAUCACCGACAAGAAGAUUCGUGCGAAUCUGUUCGACUCAAUUGUCCUUCCAGCGCUCACCUACGGUUCAGAAGCCUGGACAUUCACCAAAGCUCUAUCCGAACGAGUACGAAUCACACAUGCCUCCCUAGAAAGACGGCUUGUGGGAAUCACACUCACUCAACAACGAGAACGAGAUCUCCAUCGAGAAGACAUUCGUACGAUGUCUCUAGUCAGGGAUCCGCUCAAUUUCGUGAAAAAGAGAAAGCUAGGAUGGGCUGGACACGUUGCGAGAAGGAAAGACGGAAGAUGGACCACGUUGAUGACAGAAUGGCGCCCAUAUGGAUGGAAAAGGUCUGUUGGAAGGCCGCCGAUGCGAUGGACUGAUUCGCUGCGAAAGGAGAUCACCACUCGUGACGCAGACGGAGAAGUCAUCACCCCCUGGUCCACUAUAGCCAAGGACCGAAAACAAUGGCUUGCUGUGAUCCGCAGGAAUACCACGAAUUCCUGAAGAACGGAUCGUCUAAGUAUCUAACGGGAAUUCCAGCCAACAGAUGCAACUACCAACCCAUCGCUCAUCAUGGUCGCCUCAAAAAUGGAGCAAUACGCAGCACUAAUCGAUCAAUCAGUUGCCUACGCAAAAGAGCACGCCAGUGGACAUCAAGAAGUGCCCCAAGCGGCUAUGGAUCGACUUUUUGUAGUUUUUGGAUAAGAAAUCCUGAAAACUAUUCCAGGAAGAGUUUCCACAGAAGUUGAUGCUCGUCUUUCAUUUGAUACUCAAGCAUCGAUUGAUCGGGCUCUUGGACUUAUUGCUCAAUACGAGAAGGAAGGAAUCUCGAAGGAUCGGAUUCUUAUCAAACUUGCUUCAAUUUGGGAAGGAAUUCAGGCUGCUAAAUUCCUCGAAUCUAAGCACGGAAUCCACUGCAACAUGACACAGCUCUUCAACUUUGAGCAAGCAGUCGCGUGUGCCGAGUCAGGAGUCACCCUAAUCUCGCCAUUCGUCGGAAGAAUCAUGGAUUGGUUCGUGAAGAAUACCAAUCAGAAGGCCUACACUUGAAAAGACGAUCCAGGAGUUGUCAGUGUUACUCGAAUCUUUAAUUAUUACAAGAAAUACGACUAUAAGACACAAGUGAUGGCUGCCUCGUUCCGUAAUACUGAAGAGAUCAAGGGACUUGUUGGAUGUGAUCUUCUUACUAUUUCUCCGGCUCUUCUGAAGCAACUUGCUGCGGAGACGGAAUUUGCUCCAGUUGUGCUCUCCACUUCUCAUGCCAAGACACUCGACCUGCCGAAAGUGAGCAUUGACGAGAAGGCGUUCAGAUGGGCUCUCAACGACGACGCCAUGGCCACCGAGAAGCUCGCCGAAGGAAUCCGCAACUUUGCCAAAGACGCCAGAACUCUGGAGAAGCUUAUCGAGGCAAAGAUCUAA